Molecule: messenger RNA, 1626 nt
Organism: Symbiodinium natans
Lineage: Eukaryota; Dinophyceae; Suessiales; Symbiodiniaceae
Source: the annotation of a GenBank genome assembly
AUGGGGGCGGGACCUAGCUGCAACCACUGUGAUCCGGAUAAGCUGGAUGUUGAAGCAGCGAAGCCCAGCGUCGAGAUCCUUGAUAUACGCGAUGCGGUGCAGAGUAUGGAGGUUGGGCCCUACAAGAACUGCGGCCGUGACGAAGAGAAGCUGGGGGGUAGUGAGAGUGACGAAUCCGAGUCCCUACCUCGCUUGCAUGUCGACAAGAUCCUGACGGUGACCAGCAAUGAGCUGAUGCGAGGCAUCUCCAUGAAGGAAACCCUACAGAGUUGGGGACGCCUCUGGCGGCAAUCCCCGAUCGAUCUACCGGAGAAGGAGAGAGCUAGCCUGUGGACUCGUUCCAGACAGGUUGCCAAGUUCCACAUAUUUCUGUCGCACACGUGGGCCACCGACGGGCGUUGGAAGUACUUGGCACUCAGUUUCCAGCACGCCUGGCCUUAUGUUCUGCUCACUUGGCUGCUGGUGCUGGUGGUUGUGGAGCUCUUGACUUGUCUGGCCCUGGUACCGGCGAUGGGCACGGUCAGUUUCAGCUACCAGGGUUUCAGGCAAGAGUGUCCUUUCAGUGGCCUUGGCCUGUUGGUAGCGAUGCCAGUGUCUGUCCUGACGUUCUUCCUUGCUCCGUACUUCCCAGACAUCGGGGACAACAAGGACUCCUGCUUCCUCGAUGUGGUCAGCAUCAACCAAGGAGACGUCGGGAUGAUGCGGCAGGGAAUCUAUGGGCUCGGUGGCUUCCUGAGCGCGUCCAAGGAGCUGAGGAUCCUGUACUCAGCGCCCUACCUCACCAGGUUGUGGUGUGUCUUCGAGCUGGCUGCAUUUCGGAAGGCCAACCCCUCCGGCAGGAUCCGCUUUGCUCCUUUGUUCGUGGAAACUGCGGUCGCCUCUGUCUGGCUGGGUGCCACAGUGGCCCUUGUCAUCUAUGUUCUCGUGAUCGCCACCCUAGGAUUGGAGAGUCUCAUUACUUUGUUGGUUGCCCUGGUUCCCUUCUUCGUCGUCUUCCACCUGCUCCGGAAGAACUUGUCUCAAAAGCGCCAGGUCUUCUACGACCUUGCCACCUUCGAGCUCUCGGCCGCGGGAUGUCGGAAGGCCAGCGACCAGGAGUUCAUCUACGCCGCCAUCGAGAACUGGUACGGAAGCCUAGACGCCUUCACGGCCCAUGUUCGAGGGCCUCUUCGUGACGAGCUGCUGGCGAAUCACUUGGGCACUGGCCUUCCGUGGAACUAUGCUCUGCUGAUCGCGACCCCAAUGAUGACGCUAGGAAUGGACGCUCUGGCAGCCCAAGUGCGAGGAGGGGCUCCCAUUCACAAUUUGGUGUCCUACGGCUCCGGGGUGAGCCUUGGACUCUUUGGUUUAUGGUGGAUCAUCGGUGCGCAGUUCGCGAUGCUUCUGGCUGGCCGGUUCCCAUUGCCAAAAAGCAUCAUAUUCGGACUGGCACAGUCUCUGGUGCUCUACGCCGUGUACUUGGCGUUCAUCUUCUGCGGAGUCUACAUCGGGCGUUGGGCGUACAAAGACAGCGUGGCCGCAUCACUCGCAUGGUGUGCUGCAGCUGGUAUGAUAGCUUGGCUGGCCAGCGGUGGACUAAAGGUCUGUCAGUCAGCCUUCUGCCGUCGUUCCCCACUAUCGGUUUAA